AUGUGGUCUUUAUUCAGGCUAUUUCUGCCUCUAUCUCUGUUUAUCAUUCUUCAUGCUGAAGGUGGAAGCGUGAACAGGAAAAUUUGGCCAUUCAAUAAUUCGAUUCCGGCAAUUUUUGUGUUCGGAGAUUCGACUGUUGAUUCUGGCAAUAAUAAUUACUGGAAAACUCCUUUUAAAAGCAAUUUUCCGCCUUAUGGGAUGGAUUUCAUGAACCAUAUUCCGACAGGAAGGUUUACAAAUGGACGGCUUGUCACUGAUUUUAUAGCUUCAUACUUGGGGAUCAAAGAGUAUGUACCACCGUAUUUGGAUCCAACACUAAGCUUGGAGGAGUUGAUGACUGGAGUUUCUUUUGCUUCCGCCAGCUCCGGGUUCGACCCCCUCACACCUACAAUAAGUGGUGUAAUCUCCAUGCAAAAACAACUGGAAUAUCUUAAAGAAUACAAAACAAGACUUGAACUCGCAAUUGGAAAGGAAAGAACAAAAAGUCUGAUGAGUAAGGCCGCGUUUGUUAUAAGUUGUGGUACAAAUGACUUUGUGAUAACUUAUUAUGGCACCCCAUUUCGACGCCAAACGUACUCAGUCUCUGGUUACCAGCAAUUCUUGUUGCAGCAUGUCCAGCAGUUCUUACAGGGUUUAUUGGAGCAAGGAGCUCGAACGAUAGCUUUGGUGGGACUACCACCAAUGGGGUGCUUGCCGAUUGUAAUUACCCUCACUCCCAGCAAUGCAUUCCAUAGUCGUGGAUGCAUUGAAUCAUUAUCCUCCAUUGCAGUUGAUUACAACCAGCAGCUGCGUACAAAAUUGAAGGCCAUGGAAAGCUAUGCCUAUGGUACCAAAAUUGUUUAUGCUGACAUAUAUAAACCAUUGGAUGAAAUUACCAAAAACCCCUCCAAAUUCGGUUUUGACAAGGUUUACACUGGUUGCUGUGGGAGUGGAUACGUAGAAGCUUCAGUUUUAUGCAAUCCAACGUCACCCGUUUGCUUUGAUACCUCUAAGUACGUGUUUUUCGAUGCAAUACACCCAACGGAAGCAUCUUACAAUUAUAUCUUCAAGGCUCUGCGUCCGACCAUUGAUCAAAUUAUCAAGAGUUACGUUUAA
Messenger RNA from Fraxinus pennsylvanica, 1095 nucleotides. The record is from the annotation of a GenBank genome assembly. NCBI's taxonomy places the organism in Eukaryota, Viridiplantae, Streptophyta, Magnoliopsida, Lamiales, Oleaceae.